AGUUCCGGCGCCCUGUGAGGGCGGGGGAGCUGGGAGGAGGGUGAAAUUUAGCCAUCAGUGUGUGGCAGGGUCAUGAAAAAGCGGCGGCGGCGGCAGAGAGGAGGAGGCGGCGGCGGCGGAGUGAAACUGCGGUAGCUGCCCCCUGGGCUGGUAGUGUGGCUUUGUUGGGAGGGCGUAGUUCCUAAUCCCCUUUCCGGGCAGCAGCCGGGGCUCGGGGCUGUGAGCGGCCGUCAAGGCUGCCUCCCCGGGCCCCCUGCCUCCGCCAUGUUCCGCAGGGCACGCCUUAGCGUGAAGCCGAAUGUCAGGCCUAGUGUAGGCGCCAGGGGCUCCACAGCUCCCAAUCCCCAGCGUGGGCAGGAGUCUCCCAGGCCGCCGGAGCCUGCCACGGACUCUGCUUCCAAGCCAGCGGAGCCCACAGAUGUACCCGCAGUCGAUUUCGGUGGAGCGGAGCCCCAAGAAAAGGCUCCUAGGAGCAGUUCUGAAAAGACUGGUAGUGACAAUGAUGUUGAAGAAUCCAGUAGAUCUUCCCCUACUGUUUCACAGAGAAGAAAGCGAAUAUCAAGUACUUCUAGUCUGGUUAAGGCUAGUGUCAGUGUUCCUUCAGAAUCUCAUCCCUUAUCUACAGUUAAUCAAGAGGCUGCACAGCCAACUGCCACUCCAACAAAAGAGAAACAGCUGUGCUCAGACAGAUACCGAAUAUACAAAGCCCAGAAACUGAGGGAAAUGUUAAAAGAAGAAUUGAGAAAAGAGAAGAAACAAUGGAAAAACAAAUAUGCUAUAAAUGAAAGUCAGAGGCCACCAGAUCGUUCAAAAAUGACUAUGAGAGACUUCAUAUAUUAUCUACCAGAUAACAAUCCAAUGACUUCUUCACUGGAACAAGAAAAGAAAACUGAAAAGCCAUCGACUCCAGUCCAGACAAGAGAGCAAGAAGGUAAGAGUACUGCUAAUGCUGAAGAUAAUGAAAUGGAAGAAGAGACAGAUGAUGGGCCAUUACUGGUUCCUCGAGUAAAAGUGGCAGAAGAUGGCUCUAUUAUUUUGGAUGAAGAAAGUUUAACUGUAGAAGUUUUAAGAACGAAAGGCCCUUGUGUUGUUGAAGAAAAUGACCCCAUAUUUGAGCGCGGUUCUACAACUACAUACUCCAGCUUUAGGAAAAAUUAUUACUCUAAGCCAUGGUCAAACAAAGAAACAGAUAUGUUUUUUUUAGCCAUCAGCAUGGUAGGAACUGACUUUUCUAUGAUCGGACAACUUUUUCCUCACAGAGCAAGGAUAGAAAUUAAGAAUAAAUUUAAACGUGAAGAGAAAACAAAUGGAUGGAGAAUAGACAAAGCAUUCCAGGAAAAGCGCCCUUUUGACUUCGAUUUUUUUGCUCAUUUGCUUCAGAAAGUUCUUGCUGAAGAAGAGAAAAGAAAACAAAAAUCUGUUAAAAAUCACAGUUUAAAGGAGAAGAAAUCCACCAAACCACGGAAAAAUGUAAAAGUCAAAAAAGUUGCCUGUGAAGGAGUGAAUGAUGAUCCAGAUGAGUCUAUGAGUUCUAGAAUUUCAGACACAGAAAGAUCUCAGAAGGAUGCUCAGACAGUUGACGAAGAGUCUCUGACCUUAUCAGGGAAGGAUGCAGAACAGGUUGCAUUAGAAGUAGACCUAAAUCAAAAGAAAAGAAGAAGGAAGAAACAAGAUGGAGCUAAUGAACUGGAAGUAAACAAUCUUUUAGAAAAUGCCACUGUUCAGGCGGGUCCUUCUAAAGGAGAAAAACACAAGAAUAAAUGUCAGGCUAUAAGGCCUGAGGUAAAGGAAGGUGAAUGCAGUAAGGAGCAGAUGCUUUCCUGCACACAAAACAUAGAUGGCAUUGUGGGUUUUGCCUCCAGUGAAAAAGUUGAGAAAAGAACUGACCCCAUCCUUUCAUUAAGUAAUCAACAAGAUGCCACAUCAGUAGCAACUGAGUCUUCAGAAUCAAGCACUUCAGAUUUGCCUUCAUUAGAAGUUGGAAUUAGAGCAUUGUGUGAGGUGAAUGAUGCUGAGAGUAGUUGUACAGAAGAAAGAAAUGUUGACCUAAAAAAUAAUUCACUGGAAAUUGAUCAAACAGAAAAUGUUAAACCGAUGUUGAGAGGUCGCUUCCAGAGACCUAAACCCAAUUUGUCAAGGGCUGGGAAGAAAUCAGUUCUUUCACAAGGCAAAACAGAGGCAGAGAGCAAGAAUUCACAUUCAAAAACUUCAGUUGAAAAGGACCACCUGGAAAAGGAUAAGAUGAAUACAUUGGACACUUUGAGAAUGGAGACUACAGAGAGAGAGAAUCCAGAAGCUGAAACUGUAUCUAUGUUGGGUGAAAAAAAUUGUCUGCAGGAAGGGAGUCAACUAAAGGCUUUAACAUCUGCAAAAGUGAGGGGCCGAUUGCAAAAGCCAAAGCCAAAUGUAGGUAAAGCUGCUGGAAGAAAAGAAAUUCUCAUGUCACAGGAAGAAAUUGGGGCCAGUGUAGAAAAGAAUGAAAAUGAAUCCUGUGCUGAUAGAGAUACUCCUCAGCACAUGGAAGAUCAAUCAUGUAAAGAUUUUGAAGAGGAAGAUGUCAUAUUACAACCUGAGAAAAAUGAUUCUUUUCAAAAUGUGCAGCCAGAUGAGCCCAAGGUUCUUAAUGAAUGUCUAAGCAUUCAAGAGAAUAAUAAAGCAAAUAAACUUAAUCAAGUCCCAAUUCUAAGGACUCGAUUUCAGAAACCAAAGCCAAAUAUCGGAAGAGGAACCGGAAGGAGAGAAAUUUCCUCAAAAGAAGAGGUACUAGAGAAGAUUCUUGUCUCUGGGGAAAUGACAGCAGCAUUGAGAGAAACUGUAAGACCAGACACCUCACCAAAGGAGAUGGUACCAGCAGAGAUUAAUACUUCUAAAGAAAUGCAGUCAGAUUUAAAAGAAACUGGAAGAAGAGCCAUUUCUCCCAGGGAGAAGAUUCUAGAUGUGAUUGAUGUCACCAGGGAAAUGGAGACAGGUUUGAAAGCAAGGGGAAGAGAGAUUUGUUUAAGGGAGAGGACACCAGAGGUGAUUGAUGCCACUAAGGAAAUAGACAAAGAUUUGGGAGAAACUGGAAGAAGAGAAAUACCCCCACAUGAAAAUGACCCAGAGGAGAUCAAGCCUGUAGGUGAAAUGGAGACAAAUUUAAAAGCAACUGGAAAUGAGAGUUCCCCAAGGGAGAAGACACCAGAGGUGAUUGAUGCCACUCAGGAAAUAGACAAAGAUUUGGAAGACGCUGGAAGAAGAAAAAUAUCCCCAAAGGAAAAUGGCCCAGAGGAGGUCAAGCCUGUAGAAAUGGAGACAGAUUUGAAAGCAACUGGAAGAGAGAGUUUCCCAAGGGAGAAGACACCAGAGGUGAUUGAUGCUGCUGAGGAAAUAGAGAUAGAUGUGGAAGAAACUGAAAGAGAAAUAUCCCCACAGGAAGAUGGCCCAGAGGAGGUCAGGCCUGUAGGUAAAAUGGAGACAGAUUUGAAAGAAAUUAGAGAAGAAAUUUCCCAAAGGGAAAAGGUGCUAGCAGAGAUCAGUGCUGUAAGGGAAAAGGAGAUUGAUUUGAAAGAAACUGGAAAAAGAGACAUUUCCAUGAUGGAGAAAGUAUCAGGAAAGAUGGCUGUCAUUGAAGAAAUGGAGACAGAUAUGAAAGAAACUGGAAGAGAAAAUUUUAGAGAGAGAGGAUCUGAAGAGACCUGUGUUACUGAGGAAAAGGUGGCAGAAUUGAAAAAAACUGGAAAAACAGACAUUUCUCCAAGGGAAAAUGAACUAGAGGAGACUAGUACCUCAAGACAAACUGAGACACAUUUAAUGCAGAGCGGUAGCAAUGACUGCAGUGCUAUGCCUUCACUAGAUAUUAAAAACAUUAGCAGUGAAGUACUGUCGAUGAUGCACACACCUGUAGAAGAAAAAAGAGAUUCUGAAAAAGAAGUAUCAAGUCACUUCAGUCAUUUCAGGAUUUCUUCACAGACUCAUGAAUCUGAUAAAACAGAAGUCCUGGGGAUUCGAUCUCCAGAUGUUACAGAGCCGUUUUCAGAUAUUAAUUUAAGUAGAUCUCUUCCUCAAGAACAGAAGUCACUUGAAAUUAAACCAGCACCUUUUGUGAGGAGUCGAUUCAAAAGACCAAAACCAAACUUAGCAAGAGCAGCUUUGAAGAGAGAGACUACAGAAUCAGAAAAAAAUAUAUAUGAGAAGAAAUCAGAAACCAAGAAAAUGGAGACUAUUGUGAUGCAAGAAAAUAAUGAACAAGCUGAUACUGUCCCUUCUCAACAUGAUGAAGCUUCCCUAAUAAUAUCAAGAGAAAAAGACACAUCAGGUCACAGGAAUGAGGAGGCUGUGAUAUUGCCAUGUACACAGACUGAAAAGAACCUUUCAUCUUCAAAUUCUUGUGAACCUAAAGAGGAGUCUCAGUCAGCACAAGCCCAGGAAAAUGACUUAGUUGUUUCUGUGGGGACUAAUAAUAAAAACAUUUUCCAGCAAGAAAUGAAAGAAAGUGUUAUCCAAACUGCUCGACCAGUAAGGGGCCGACUUCAGAGACCGAGACCAAAUGUAAGAAAGACAGGACAGAGGCAAAUAGUAGACAAAGGUGAUGCCAAAGGCAUAAUUAAGGAAGAAAGAACAAUAUUACGAAACGAUGAAACCGAGAAGAAAAUCUUAACUGCGUCAAAUCCUCAAAUUGAAACUGAAAUUGAAGUUCCAUCCUCCACAGUUUCAGAACACAGAAUGUGUGAAAAUCAGAGUCAGGUGGUUCUUGUAGAAAACCUUCAUAUUAACAAAACAGAUGAAACAAUCAGACAUGAAAAUAAACUGUAUGUUCCUAGUUCAGCACAAAUGACAAGAAGGAAAUUCCAAAAGGCUAAGCCAAAUUUGGGAAGAGCACACAGUAAGAAAGAGGAACCAAUUUUAGAAAAAGGCACAACAGAUCAGAGCAAGGAAGGCAAGCCAGAAGAUCAUUUGCUGCAGAAAGGAGCUUCCAACACCCAGCUCCUUCUAAAAGAAAAAGCUGAGCUUUUGACAUCUAUGGAGGUUUCAGCGAGAAAAGAUUGUGUAGGUUCCAACGAGUCUGCUUUGGCAAAAAUAAAUGCUGAAUUAGAAGAAGCUGGACCAUCAAGAAGGGUUGGAGAGGAAACUGUAGGAGAUAAUUCACUAUCUUCAGUUGUUGAAGAGCAAUAUCUCAAUAAACUAACAAGCUGUCCACAACCGUUAAAAGAAUCAAAUUACUCUAAAAUUGCUCUGGAUGGGAAAACAACUAUCUCUUCUGCAUCUGAGUAUGAGAGAAAUCGUAGUGAAAGGAAAAGUCACAGAAAGAUCAAACCAAAUGUCACCAGAGGUCGUGGAUCAAAACGAGUUCGGGGUAAGACCUCUAAGAAGGAACCUAGAGCUUCCAAGGCCAUGCUGGUGACUCUUCGGGCUUCCCAGGAAGAAGAAGAUGAUGCUGAUGAUUUUGAGUCUGACUAUGAAGAAGAAAGCUGUCAUCUUGCUCCUGAAGAAGUAAACAAAGCUCCAGUAUUUGUACCUGUUGGUCUCAGAUCUCCUGAACCUGUUUCUGCUCAGAUAGAGGAAACAAUGGAAGAGCUUGAAAUAACUGUGAAUGUCCCAGAUGUAGGAUGCAUAGCUGUUGUUGAACAUGAGCUCCCUAACACAGAUGUGACUACUGAAGAAAUGAAACAAGAAGAAAAUUUGAAUGCAUCAUCAUUUGAAAUGACCACAGGUGAACAUAUCCAAGAUGAACCAGGUACCAAUGAUGGAAGCACUGAAGCUGCAAUAACUUUACUUACAAUGGGAGAUCUAGUAUUGCAGUCAGAGAUCAGUACUGAACAGGGUGAUGUAGGGGUAUGUAUACUUCCUCAUGUACAUUCAAAGGAUAAAAGCCAUAUUCCUUUUAGCCUAGAUAAUGUAAAUCACAAAAUUGUUCAUGAAUGUCAGGAGCUUUCUUCACCUGUCAUUACUACAUCUCCUGCAUCAUUUGAAGAAAACAAGAUUGUAUUGGAGGAGCGAAGUUCCAGAGAAGAAAUAAGUUUAAUGGAGAAAGUAAAGGAGAAUGCUAUACCAACCAGGAAUACUAUUUCUAAAGUGACCAGUAAUUUGAGAAUAAGAAGUAGACUUGUCAAGCCUAAGCCAAAUCUUGAGAAGACUUUAGGGACCAACAGGUUUGAUGAUUAUCGGGAAGUUUCCAGUUUGUGUGUAACCAAAGGGGAAGAAAUGGAAACUCAAAGAGAAACAGAGAAAAAUCCUUCCAAAGCAACAGAAUUGGAAGAUAAAAACCUCGGACCAGUUACAACAGCAGAGAAUAAGGAUCAGAGCAAAUUGGCAUGUGUACAUGGUGUCAAAGGGACCAGUAUUUCUCCAGAAGUAAACCUAACUGAAAGAAAUGAAAAUCAAGAAGAGAGCUCUCAGGAGGUUCACAUGUUGUCAGUUGCUCCAGUUGCUUCCUCUGAGACAGGGCCCUGCACACUUGGUUUGGAUAGGGGUCUUGGUGAAAAUUCUGUUGAAGAGGCCCAGAUAAAAGACUCUAAAGGAGACAGUGUGCUUACACUUCCUGUGCCAGAGUAUACACCAACAAGUAUUCCAGAAGUCCAACAAGAGAAUAUAAUCAAUCCUCAAGACCUAACAGUGAAUCUAGUUGCUAAUGUACCUCAAGAUGGAGAAGAUGAACAAGCCUUUAUUUUAACUCUGGUGGAAAUUCCAACCAAUGCAGUAGAAGAAUUUACUGAUGCCACUGCACAGUUCAUGCCAAACCCUUUACUGCCAGCUCCCAUAUUGGUCAAAUCGGUGAAUACCGAGGAAAGAGGUGACAUGAGUAUUUGUUUACCAGCAACUUCAGUUGGUCAGAAUGCCAUGGGUUUAUCUAUUUCUGGAAGAGAUAAUUCUAAAAAGCCUCCUGAUAAUUUGGAUCUUAUAUCUAGGAAGAGAUUUCAAUGCAGGCUUGAUGAAAAUGACCACAUUCCUCCUGCCAAAAAAUGUUUGCUCAGUUUAAGAGAUGACUGUCAAGAAUAUACCUCUGAGGUACACUCAAAGGAAUUAACAAAUGCUUUUGAAGAAACAGGGGUGUCUCACAAAGGACAAGAUAUUUUUCCUACCUCGGGAAGCACACUGACAACUCCAGAACCUCAAAGACAGCAAGUUGAACCAGCUUUUCAGAGUAGAGGAUCUAGAUCUCCUGAUGCAUGCAUAGACAAGAAUGUACCUCAGUUACCUCAGGAUGAAAUGAUUGUGUCUGAUAAGGAAGAAAGAACUGAUGCUGCUCCUAAGUCUGAGCAAAUGGAUAGCAGAACAUCAUCUUCUAAAGCCCCACUAUCCAGACCUGGCAGAAGACCCCUGGGAUUUUUAUCUUUAAUAUGUUCAAAGAAUAGUUUGGAGUCUGACGAACCUAUGCAGGUCCAUAGUAAGAAACGCCUAAAACCUCUUAUACCUGCAUUAAGACAGAAAUUGAAAAGAUCUAAUCCAUUCAAUGAAAGCCAGAAAAAAAAUCAAGAUUCCUCUGAUCCGCUUCCAUCUCCAAGUGUUAUUAAUACUCAAUCUAAGAAUAUUAGCAGCUCAGCAACUCAGGUUUCUUGUGAUCAGCCCUUACUGAAAGAAGGACAUAAAAGUGCCCAAAAGCGGGCCCUUCAAGGGGAGCCAACCACAGUCUCUGAAUAUUUCUUCAAUGAUAUCUUCAUUGAAGUGGAUGAAACAGAAUAAAACAGUCUUUUGUCUUUUUCUUUUUUAAAUUAGGUCUAGGAUUUCCAGAGUCAAUUACAUCACCAAAACAGUAUUUAGAGCAAAAUAUCACUGUCUAUUUUUCUUUAGGUUGAUUUUGAAUAUUUAAUGAGCUUGAUUUGAAGCUUUUAUAAUCAGUGGAAAACAUUUCUGAGGUUCCUCUCAUUCUGAUUGAUUCAGCGUUUUGCAAAUAGCAAGCAAUUAAGACUGCUUUCUCAGACAGAUGUUGUUUACAUUUUGACUCUUCCUGUGCUAAGCACACAUGGACAUUUGGGAAUGUUGUGGAUAUAUGUCUCUGUAUGAAUUGCAGUGCAGAUAGAUUUGGGGGUUAAUUGUAUCGUAUUUAACAUUUAGCAACUUCUUUUGUGAAGAUUUUUUAUUUUUAGGGGGAGACGAUGAAGGAUGAAGCCUUUUCCGUUGCUUCUAUGUACAGUCAUGUAUCACAUAAUAAUGUUUAAGUCAACGAUGGACCACAUAUAUGACAGUGGUCCCAUAUAAUUAAAAUGGAGAUAAAAAAUUCCUAUCAACUAGUGACAUUAUAGCCAUCAUAACACAGUGCGUUGCUUUUUUAUGUUUAGAUAUGUUUAGAUACACAAAUACUACUAUUGUGUUACAACUGCCUACAGUGUUCAGCAUAGUAACACAUUGUAGAGGUUUGUAGCCUAGGAUCUCUAAGAUAUACCACAUAGCCUCGGUCUGUAGGGUGUGUCGCAGUCUAUACCAUCUCAGUGUUUGUAAGUACACUCUGUGUUGUUCCACACAAGAUCACCUAACAAGGCAUUUCUUAGAACAUACAGUUAAGGGACACGUGACUAUAUGUGAAAACAAAUUGUCAAACUUCACUUUAGGAUGGUAAAUGUUAAAGAACUUUUCUAUUAUCAGCUGUUUGUCUGACUAAAAAAUACAUAUUUUUCUAAUUCAUGGUGAUGUAACAUUAGUCCUCAUUGAAAAACUAGUAUUUAAACAUAAUUAUUUAUAAAGAUGACACAUCAAAGAGCUUAUUUAUUUUUAAAUUUUUUAUUUAAAAGGAUAUUCAGUUUUAGCUAUUUUCACCCUUCAGAUUGUAGAUAAGGAAGGCAUUAACAAAUUUAUGUUUGUCUCCUUUUUCUCUUUAAUUUUAAAGAUAUUUGAAAUGCUAUAACUAAAAAUGUUUGGUGUAUAUGUUUUGAAUACCUUUGUUCCCUCAGUUUAGUAUAUUGACUUUGUACUGUGAAUUUUUCUGUUUUUCUUCUUUCUUGGAUAAUCUCAGGAUUUUCAUGAGGGUAGGGGGAACUCAAUCCACUUUGUUUAUUAGACAGAAUUUCCAUACAAAGUUCAAUCUCCUUGAUACACACACAGACAUAUAUUAGUUUUUAAAAAGCCAACUUCUUCAUAGUUUUUUCUCGAUUCUCAAGGAACACUUAGAUCUUUAAGCGUGGAACAUAAUAGUGAUGUUAAAAACAGAGAAAAUAAGACUUUAUAAACUUAAUGAUUAUCAUCAAUAUGAAUUUAAGAUUUGUUUUAAUUUCAAGAUUUAAUGAUUUACAUAUGUAAUUCUAUUAUCUACCCAAGCAGAUCUGUAGUAGUUCCAGUUAGACUUCUCAAACAGCAAAUUUAUCCUGAUUUUAUUUGAAAAGCCUCUUGGAAUGAUAAUAUAGUAGCUCAGGAAUUGGAAACUUUCUGCAAACUAUUUUGGGUUUGCAGGCCAGAUGGUCUCUGUGGCAGCUACUCAGCUCUGCAAUUUCAGUGUGAAAGAAGCCAUAGACAGUACUUGAAUGAAGGACUGUGGCUGGAUUGGCCUUCAUUUGACCCCUGCAUUAGGCCCCAAAUUUUCUUACCCUGAGGUGCUGAUACCUGUAUGUAUGAGUUAUUUGUCACUAAAGUUAUGAGUUGUGCCUAAAAGUUAAAACUGUUGAUUGUAUUAUAUAAUGAUCAGUAUUUCAAUUGGGAAGAUAUUUUAGAGUCUAGAUAAUUAUGUUUGUAUAUUGAAAAAACAGUGGCCAGUUUUUAAGUUCCUUAAUAGAAGAGAAUUAUGUCUCAGCAGGUAUAACAGUAAUGCUAAUUUAUUGAAACUACUGCUGUUAGAGCACUUCUUAUUCAUUGUCUUUUAGUAAAAUUUAUGGCAUAACAUUUUGUCAGAGAGGAGGCUAUAUAAUUUGGAGUGGAAAUUGUAAGUAGGCAUUUAUUUCAUGAUUGAUAUGUCACAGAAAUUAUGGUAGUAAAUCACAUUGCUAUUUUAAUACCCUGUUUAGGUAAGUUUUUAAAACUCAUAUUCUGAAAAGAUUUCAUUCUCUUAGUGUUAGUUUGGGAGUUAGAUUGCCAUGAUUAAACUAUUAUUUAUCCUUGUGUAAUAUAAUUUUUAACCUUAACAUCUAUCUCUUUUUAAUCUAUAAUCUAGUUUUAUGGAAGAUGGAAUUUCUUACUAUAUAAAGAGUACAAAGACUCAUUGUAUUAGAGAAUCAAGUCAGCCAGCUAAAUUAUCCUACUGUUAUAUCCUUAAACCUGAUUUUGGAAAAGAGAAAGUUAAUCAGUGUAUUUACCUUACAUGGUGGAAAGAACUAUGUUAGGUCUGAUUCAUGUAAAGAAGAUGUUGCAAAGAAUUUAUUUCACAAAUCUUAAAGGAGAUGUGAGUAAAAGUUUUUAUCUUUUCUUGACUUUUUCUCCUGAACACUUAUGUCUUAGCAAGUGGUCAGCAUGAGGGUUUGAACACCUAAUUGUUGGUAAAUGGUUGAGGCAUGACAAAAAUACUAAUAUCCACUGUUUAUCAUCAUGUUAUUUGAAACAAAAGUGACCAUGUAUACUAUCUUGCUUGAAGAAGUCUUUGACAGAAAAAGCAAUAUCAUGUCAUUUAUAAAUUUUCUUGUUCUAAAGAAAGCAGUUGUAUGUAUAUAUGAAUUAUGUAAAUAAAAGUUAUUUUAUACCAUU
This is a messenger RNA of Piliocolobus tephrosceles (Ugandan red Colobus), 10581 nucleotides long. It is a transcript of the gene BDP1, whose product is annotated as BDP1 general transcription factor IIIB subunit. Gene Ontology annotation, cellular component: transcription factor TFIIIB complex. Lineage: Eukaryota; Metazoa; Chordata; Mammalia; Primates; Cercopithecidae. Gene Ontology annotation, molecular function: TFIIIC-class transcription factor complex binding. The coding region runs from base 265 to 7659 and encodes 2464 amino acids. The record is from RefSeq and is a predicted model, not a curated record. The transcript has 40 exons. Gene Ontology annotation, biological process: RNA polymerase III preinitiation complex assembly.